AUGCAAUGUUUUAAAAAAGAUGCUUCAGCAUCUGAAAAUAAAAACGAAAACCACAACCCCAACCACAGCCAAAGCUAUGUAAAUGAGUCAGAGCAAAUCAAGAAUUCGGUCCAGGACACAUCCAAAUUAUCAAGUGACAACGAUGCUAACAGCAGAAUUGAGAAACCUUCGUGUUCGACUCAAACUGUUGUCACUGACGUUUUGCCAGAGCCAUCUCCGCCUCCGGAAAUGCAGGAGAAAUAUCGUGAUCUGUUGAUGGCUUGUUACGAACAUGCUGUGUUUUUCAAAGAUGAUUUUACGGAAAAGGGACAACGACUGCACGCGGCCUCUGUUGCGUGGCAGGACUUUAUUAUUAUGGCAGAUAAUCUGGUGAGGCAAGUGCAAUCGUUCGCAAACACAUAUGAUUUCGAUGAAAAUACUCCUGGCAAUGGCUACCGCAGUUUCGUUUCUGUUGUCGAUUCGUGUAUAGAAUACGGGCUGGCCAUUUGUAAGAACUUGACUGCGGCCAGGUCUACCAUGUUCUUCCGUAAGAAAGCAUAUGUUAAAGAAGUAGAGGCGUGUUCCCAGCUGCUCUCGUCCCUGUGUUCCUGUCUCAAAUAUCUGUUAAUUUUACACGAGUGGUCGAAGGACAGUGCAGACCUCUUUGCAUACGGACAGCAUUCGGCGGAGGAGUUGUUCGAGAUGGGCGACACAAUAAAUCAGUAUUGUUUUUAUGGACGUUGUAUGGGAUUCCAGUAUGGCGAUUCCAUACGGGGUGUCCUGCGAUUUAUUUCAAUAAGUAUGGCCGGAUUUUCGGAAACAUUUUAUGCUCAAGACGUGGACGGUCCCCUUUUGAAGACGACACGCAGCGUAUGGACCAGUGGCAAAUAUUUGUUAAACCCGGAGCUAAGGGCGAGGAGGAUAGUAAAUCUCUCUCAAAAUGCUAAAAUUGAUUUUUGUAAAUCAUUUUGGUUUUUGGCCGAGUCGGAGUUAAUGCAUAAAAUACCCAGUUUGGUUGGCAGUUCCAUAAAGGUCAAUCAAGUUAUAGAGAUUCCAUCUGAACCCCUGCAGUUGCCAAAGGUGCACAACUCAAAUGAAGCUAGUGCUGAAAGUGAAGGCGAGGAAUUGCUGGACAUUCCCGUGCCAUCCAGUCAUUUGGGUCCAGGACUUGUAAUUCAAGCACGGUUGCUCAGUUCACAACGCCGUGAGGGCAUGAUGGGACUGGGUCCUACCCGAGGUUGGCGUAAAUUACCUGCCCGCAGCCCAUCGAUUCUUUUUCACUGUCACGGAGGUGGGUUCGUUGCUCAAUCCUCUAAAUCUCAUGAGUUGUAUCUGCGGGAUUGGGCUGUGGCGUUGGAUUGUCCGAUUUUGUCAAUUGACUACAGUUUGGCGCCUGAAGCUCCCUUUCCUCGGGCAAUUGAAGAAGUGUUUUAUGCCUAUUGUUGGAUGCUGAAAAAUUCCAGUUACCUUGGCACUACAGCUGAACGAAUUGUUUUAGCUGGAGAUUCCGCCGGUGCCAACCUCUGCAUAGCUCUUGCCUUGAAAUGUAUCCAACAGGGAGUACGAAUACCUGAUGGUGUAUUUUUGGCAUACUGCCCGACACUUAUUAAUUUUGUACCCAGUCCCGCUCGAUUACUAUGCCUUAUGGACCCCUUAUUACCAUUUGGUUUUAUGAUGAGAUGCCUAAGAGCUUAUGCAGCGCCAAGUCCCGAAAUUCUAACAGAAAACUCGAAGAGUGAAGAGUUCAUAAAAGAAAUACGUAAAGCAUCGGAUGAAGAACCACACUAUAAGCUUAGCCUUGACAAGCCGGAUAGUAAAUCAAUAUCGGAAGGGAAUUCUUCACAGAAGAGCUCAGAUAAUCAUAAAUGGGAACAAAUAAAGAAUGACAAAAUGGAUGCCACAACCCAAUGUGGGAUUGAAGUGGCACAGGAAGAGACUGAAGACAGUUCGGAGAAUACAUUCGCCAGUGCCUCGUAUCUUAGUCAGACAGUCGAACGAACAGAUUUGCCGUCCACUGGAGAUGGCGACAAUAGUUCCUGUGUGUCAUUCGAAGACGAUUCAGUGCCCAUCGAACACCAUCCAGUGACAGCGAAUCAAAAAUCUGAAUCGCAGCAGUAUAUAGAUAACUUCCUUGAUACAUAUAUUGUUGAUUCAUCAACUGUAGAGGCUAAAGAGAAUGAGAAUUAAGCAACUGCGAACAAUGCCCGCGAAAACUCUGAGGAAAAUCUUCUGGUCGAUGUCAGUAAAGAUGUUCUAACAUUAGAUAUUCAGGCAAAGUUGAAUAACGCCGUUAACAGCAUAUCGAGCACAAUCAACCGUUACACACAAUCGUACGAUAUAAAACGCGAUGGCAAUUCUCACAAACCGAUUGAAGACUUAAGAAAUAUGGAUGCAUUAAUUGCUCGCUCUCCCAGUGCGGAGUUUGCCUUUCAGAUUCCAAAAGAUCCAUUUUUAUCACCUUACUACGCAAGUGAUGAAUGGCUGCAGCAGAUGCCGGCAACUAAAAUACUCACGUUAGAAAUGGACCCCUGCCUCGACGACUGUGUGAUGUUUGCCAAAAAGUUAAAGAAAUUGGAUAGGCCAGUUACAUUGGAUAUUUUGAAGGGAUUGCCUCAUGGAUUUUUAAAUUUUACAAUGGUAAAAUGCAGUUUGUUUCGUUAUAGCUUCAACUCAUAA
This is a messenger RNA of Musca vetustissima, 2655 nucleotides long. RefSeq names its product hormone-sensitive lipase (gene Hsl). Lineage: Eukaryota; Metazoa; Arthropoda; Insecta; Diptera; Muscidae. Gene Ontology annotation, molecular function: triacylglycerol lipase activity; sterol ester esterase activity. The record is from RefSeq and is a predicted model, not a curated record. Gene Ontology annotation, biological process: cholesterol metabolic process; triglyceride catabolic process. Gene Ontology annotation, cellular component: cytosol.